This is a messenger RNA of Juglans microcarpa x Juglans regia, 1594 nucleotides long. Its product is annotated as peroxisome biogenesis protein 16. The record is from RefSeq and is a predicted model, not a curated record. The coding region runs from base 478 to 1395 and encodes 305 amino acids. Gene Ontology annotation, cellular component: peroxisomal membrane. The transcript is spliced from 8 exons. Lineage: Eukaryota; Viridiplantae; Streptophyta; Magnoliopsida; Fagales; Juglandaceae. Gene Ontology annotation, biological process: peroxisome organization.
AUCAUAACAAAACAAAUGAGAAGAACCACACCUCACUACCACCGUCGCUCUCUCUCAUCUCAUGAUUUAUCGUUCUUCAACUUCUCCCUCGAAAGCUGGGCCUCGAUAUCUGCACCUCAAUCUCUAAGCCUACUCUGAAAUUGCCAAAAGGGGCUUUUGGGCUUCUGGAUCAAUGGGCAAAGAUUGAGCGUGAGGAGGGUUGCUGCUGCUGGUAGCUCGUUGCUUUUGCUGCUGUUGAUGUUUUGUGUCUUGAGAAGUUUUGUGAAUCUAUGGAAUCUUAUAAGAGGUGGGUUAGGCGGAACAAGGACUACGUGCACUCCUUGGAGUCUCUGGCCAAUGGAUUUACAUGGCUUCUUCCUGAAAGGUUUUCUGAUUCAGAGAUAGGUCCAGAAGCAGGUUUUGUGAAAUUUUGUAACUACCAUUUUGGGCAUAAUCACUGCUAUCAAUGAACAUAUCAUUGAUACAGCUCCUACUCGGAUGCAAACAGGCUCCGUGGAGCCUCAUUCAUUUCCAUACUCAUUAUGCAUAUCUUCGCUCAAGGACUUGGAAACAUUAAUUGAAGUUAUAGCACAACAUUACUAUGGCGAUGAUAAGAAGUGGAAUUUUAUUGCUGUUACAGAGGCUACCAAGGUUCUAGUUAGGUUAGCUUUGUUUCGGAACAGUGGAUAUAAGAUGCUUCUUCAUGGAGGGGAGACACCAAAUGACGAAAGGCAAUUAGAUUCUUCAACAUCUCGACAUAAAGUUGAUGGUUUCCCAAAGUAUGGAGGGCAUCACGGCCCUGGUUACUUAAGGACAAAUCACGCACAGAACCCCUGGAAUCUAGAAGGAAGAGCACUAUCUGCAUUAAAUACGUUUGGAGAAACUGCUAGGAUGGGUUCAGACCCAUCAUGGUUGCAUAGGGUUCAACAUCAGCAUGCGAUUAUGGAGCUUCCAAGACCAGUGAUUCAGAGGCCAACCAUUUCCACCAUAUUGUCCGAAAAGGGUCUUCAUGGAGCUUUAUAUCUAGCAGGGGAAGUGCUUUUUAUUACAAGACCGCUUAUUUAUGUUUUAUUUAUCCGGAAUUAUAGGACUCGGUCAUGGAUUCCUUGGUUUCUUUCACUGGCUGUGGACUUUGUUGGGAUGGGCAUUCUUUCAAAAGUUACAAAGUCAGGGGGUCAUACAGAAGAGCAACAGUUUCAUCUUUCCGUCUCUGAAAAUGAUGAGGUUAAAAGAAGGAAGCUGUUAUUGGCACUUUACCUUAUGAGAGACCCUUUCUUCAGCAAGUAUACCAGGCAAAGACUCGAAAGCACCAAGAACAUUUUGGAACCUGUACCGAUUAUUGGGUUUCUUGCUGAGAAAAUAGUUGAACUAAUUAUUGGAGCUCAGACGCGGUACACCUACAUGUCAGGAUCAUAAGACAGAAGCCAGCAAGAAGUUACACCUCUUACAGUUCAAAUUUCAGGAGAUUAUAUAAUUUGGUGUGUGAUAGUCUUGCUUUGGUUCACAAUUUUGUCCCUUUCAAUCUGUAGAAAUUGGCCUAGAUGGCGCUGGUAUUAUAAGCAUUGACCUUCGCAGAUGUUUAUUAGUCAAUCACGAAUUCCUUUGUUUUUGUUGU